AAUGUAAGCCUGUGGACAGUGAGAUACCGGCUACGUCUUUCCACGCAUAUUAUUAAUGCAGCAAGAGAGACGAACAUCUUGUCGGCCAGCCAGUCACCGGGACAGGGGGGCAACCGGCCAGCCGGUCAGCCGGUCAACCAGGCAGCCGAAGCGAGAAAAGAGAACUGA
Protopolystoma xenopodis is the source of this 168-nucleotide messenger RNA. The record is from the annotation of a GenBank genome assembly. NCBI's taxonomy places the organism in Eukaryota, Metazoa, Platyhelminthes, Monogenea, Polystomatidea, Polystomatidae.